UUUCAUUUCAAAUUUAUAAAACACCAAAAAAUCACUUCAUACUCAGAUUGCUAAACAGAUUAUCAUUUUUCACUCAAUUCUUUUCCGCCGACUCCAAACUUCUGCUCUAACUUCAUCAAUCAAUGGCCAUGAAACGAAGAUAUGAAGAUGAAGUAGAUACAGAAUUAGAAAUGGAUUCAGAACUGGAUGAUGCACAAGUUGAAGAAGAAGAGUUAGAAGAAACAGAGGAGGAAGACGAAGAGACAGAGACAGAGGAGGAAGAGGAAAAAGAAACAGAGGAGGAGGAGGAAGAAGAAGAAGAUAUAACAAAACUUCUUGAACCAUUUAGUAAAAAACAACUAAUUGAUAUAAUCUGCUCAGUAUCAACAGAAAACAGAGAAAUCAUUCAAGAAGUUCGCAAACGAGCUGAUCAAGAUCCGUCUCAUUGUGAAUUGUUUGUUCAUGGAUUAGACUGGGAAACAACAUCAGAUCAAUUCAAGGAGAUUUUCUCAACUUACGGUGAUAUUAUACAGUGUAGAAUUGUUGUUGACAGAGUUACAGGUCAAUCUAAAGGGUACGGUUUUGUACUAUACAAACAUCGAAAAUCUGUUUCGAAAGCAUUGAGAGAACCUCUAAAAAAGAUUGGAAAUCGGAUCGCGAUGUGCCACUUAGCUUCAAAUCAACAAAAACAGAGGAAAAUAUUUGUAGGUAAUGUGGACUCUGAGACUUCAAGUCUGAGAUUGCACUCGUUUUUUUCAAAGUAUGGGGAAAUCGAAGAAGGUCCAAUCGGGUUUGAUAAAUACACUGGGAAAUUUAGAGGGUAUGCUAUGUUUAUAUACAAAACUGUUGGAGGAGCAAGAAGGGCUGUCGAAGAACCAAUUAAGAGGUUCGAUGGAUAUAUUAUCUACUGUCAAAUGGCUACUGAUCAAAGGCAAAAAUUUGGUCUUGGAAUUGGUGGUUUUAGUCCAUAUACUCAAAAUGGUGUCGCGCAACCUUACGUUCAGGGGAUUUUCAGUGGUGCAGCGCAACCUUAUUAUGGUCAAGGAACGCAACAUGUUCAAGCGAUGUUUGCUCCUGCUGGACAGAAUCCAUCUGCUUACACAGGUUCUAGACCAGCUUAUAUGUCACCUGCAACUUCGCAACAAGGCAUACCGGGAGCAUUUGGAAUGGGGAACUCAGUUUGUCAGAAUCCACAAAGUUAUGAACCAAAUUUUUCAUGCAAGAUUGCGUCCUCUGGGGAUGGUCCUGCUGAGAGAUGUGGUUUGGGUUAUUAUCUAAAGAAACUCGGUUUGUUUAUCAUGUUUGUUGUGUGUAUGUUUGUUCUUAAUUUUAUCCAUUCUUCUCUGAAAAUCUAGUUGUUCGCUAUUCAGUGUUUACGUUUUGGUUUUAGGUUUAGAAUCCAACGCGUAGUUACUGGUAGGAGUUGCGUUAGACAAUUAGGAUGGAAUGUUUGGUGGUUAUGAACAUGUUCUAACACAUUGUUACCUUC
Molecule: messenger RNA, 1468 nt
Organism: Papaver somniferum (opium poppy)
Lineage: Eukaryota; Viridiplantae; Streptophyta; Magnoliopsida; Ranunculales; Papaveraceae
Product: UBP1-associated protein 2A-like
Exons: 1
Coding region: 123-1334 (403 amino acids)
Molecular function (GO): RNA binding
Source: RefSeq, a predicted model, not a curated record